This is a messenger RNA of Amblyraja radiata (thorny skate), 1631 nucleotides long. RefSeq names its product suppressor of fused homolog (Drosophila) (gene sufu). The coding region runs from base 158 to 1618 and encodes 486 amino acids. Gene Ontology annotation, molecular function: transcription factor binding. The record is from RefSeq and is a predicted model, not a curated record. The transcript is spliced from 13 exons. Gene Ontology annotation, cellular component: nucleus; cytoplasm. Lineage: Eukaryota; Metazoa; Chordata; Chondrichthyes; Rajiformes; Rajidae.
AGGGAGGGAGGGGGUCGGGGAGGCGUAGGUCCCGACGCCUCAUUCGGCAAGUGAGUGGCCCGCGUUGAGCCAUCCCACCCUGCAGGCGUCUUCAACACACGGGCCUGCCGGUGGAGAUCAGCCCCCUUGCGAGCUUGGUGCGAGUCCGCCGGAUCCGAUGGAGGAGCUGAGGCCUAGCGGCCCGGGCAUCGCGGCGCUGCUGCCCCCGGGACUGCACGCUAUCUACCAAGAGUGCAAGAGGCUGUACUCGGAUCAGCCCAAUCCUCUGCAAGUCACCGCCAUAGUCAAGUAUUGGUUGGGCGGACCAGACCCACUGGACUACAUUAGCAUGUACAGAAAUCCAGGGAGCCCAGCACAGGAUGUGCCAGAGCAUUGGCACUAUGUCAGCUUUGGUUUGAGUGACUUGUAUGGCGACAAUAGAGUACACGAAUUUACAGGAGUGGAAGGACCAAGUGGCUUUGGGUUUGAACUGACUUUCCGGUUAAGACGAGAAACUGGGGAAACUGCACCUCCAACGUGGCCAGCUGAACUGAUGCAGGGUUUGGCCAGAUAUGUAUUCCAGUCAGAAAACACACUAUGCAGUGGUGACCAUGUCUCUUGGCACAGCCCAUUGGACAACAGUGAAUCCCGCAUCCAACAUAUGUUAUUGACAGAAGACCCACAGCUACAAUCUGUGCGAACCCCCUUUGGAACAGUUGCAUUCCUCCAGAUUGUUGGAGUUUGUACAGAAGAACUUCAAGCAGCACAGCAGUGGAAUGGUCAAGGAAUCUUGGAGCUGCUCCGUACUGUUCCUGUAGCAGGCGGCUCUUGGCUAAUCACAGACAUGCGAAGGGGAGAAACUAUAUUUGAAUCUGAUCCACAUUUGCAGGAGAGAGUGGACAAAGGAAUUGCGACUGAUGGAUCAAACCUGAGCGGUGUGAGUGCAAAAUGUGCGUGGGUUGAUCUAAGCCGGCCACCAGAAGAUGAAGAAGAUAGUCGAAGUAUUUAUCUCGAGAUGCACCCACGGCGUUUGUCAGAUAAAGAUACAGAGCAAAUAAGAGAAGUCUUGCGUAGGGGCCUUGAAAUGAAUACCAAGCCAAUCUUGCCACCAAUUAGCUCUCAGAAACCCCAACAACAGAUUGGAAUGAAUCACGACCGAGCACAACUAGUGCAAUCAGUGGGCCAUUUCCAGAGCAAGCAGACUGAAAGGACUAGGAAAGAUAGUUUGGAGAGUGAAAGUUCUGCUGCUAUUGUACCACAUGAAUUGAUCCGCACCAGGCAGUUGGAGAGUGUACACCUUAAAUUCAACCAGGAAUCAGGAACUCUUAUUCCACUGUCACUGAGAGGUAGAUUGUUACAUGGAAGGCACUUUACUUACAAAAGCAUCACAGGAGAUACAGCAAUCACAUUUGUUUCCACUGGAGUUGAAGGAGCGUUUGCUACAGAGGAACAUCCAUAUGCAGCUCAUGGUCCAUGGCUACAGAUUCUGCUGAAUGAAGAAUUUGUGGAAAGGAUGUUAGAGGAUUUAGAAGACCUGGCCUCUCAAGAAGUGAAACUGCCAAAGGAGUACAGCUGGCCAGAGAAAAAACUGAAAAUUACAAUUUUACCUGAAUCGGCAUUCGACAGUCCUCUGCAGUAGCCAAGGAUACCAA